Molecule: messenger RNA, 566 nt
Organism: Stylophora pistillata
Lineage: Eukaryota; Metazoa; Cnidaria; Anthozoa; Scleractinia; Pocilloporidae
Product: thioredoxin
Molecular function (GO): protein-disulfide reductase activity
Source: RefSeq, a predicted model, not a curated record
CCGGCCAAAUACAUUUCAACUUCGCUGUAAGGCUCGAGCGGGAAGUAAGUGUAAUUGAGCGUGGAAAGAGUUAGACUACAUAAUUACCGGUUAAUCCUCUCACGGAUCAGUUUAUUACCAGUCUAAACAUGAGAGAACUCGAAACUUUGGAAGAGUUUGAAAAAUUCCUCAAAGAGGCAGGUUCAAAACUGGUCGUUAUUGACUUUUUCGCAGAUUGGUGUGGUCCAUGCAAGAUGAUCAAACCAAAAUUUGAGGCAAUGAGUAAGGAAUUCCAGGAUGUGGAAUUUGCAAAAGUGAAUGUGGAUGAAAAUUCGGAUACUGCUGAAAACCAGGACAUUUCUGCUAUGCCAACUUUUAAGUUUUAUAAGAAUGGUAGUAAGGUAGAUGAAGUCACAGGAGCAAACGAGGCUGAAAUUCGUUCAAAAAUCAUGCAGUACAAGUAAUAACUUAGGAUUUCAAAGGGGAACAUGUUCUUCAGGCUCUUAAUUUUCUUUUUAUGAUUAUUGAUUAUAACAGACACCCAUUAGAAUUACCGUACUUCAAUAAAAGUGAUAUAUGAAAGUUGA